AUGUUGUCGAAUCCGCUUCACCGGUUUUCUCCCUAUCACAUGCCGGCCACGACGUCGCUCCUGUCGAACGGCCAUGUCCCAGCCAGUCAUCUUCACCCGGGGCUCGACCCCCUAGCAGCUGGGCCACACUAUGCCCUCCAGCAGAUGCCCCAUAUGGGCCUUCACAACCCCCAUCUCGCCAGGGCCGGUCCUCAGCCGAAGCACCGGCAACAUCCCUAUGGUCCUGCCGCCAGGGCAGCUGGGGCAGCCGGCCCUAUUCGCAGGAGAAUCAGCAGAGCAUGCGAUCAGUGCAACCAACUAAGGACAAAAUGUGAUGGCCAGCAACCAUGUGCCCAUUGCAUUGAGUUUCAACUCACCUGCGAGUACAUGCGCGAGCGCAAGAAGCGUGGAAAGGCGAGCAGGAAGGAUCUGGCAGCUCAAGCUGCUGCCCAAGCUGCUGCUCAGGCGGCAGCUCAGAAUGCCAACAAGCAGGAAAGUCAAGAAAACGGGGAGAACAAGGAGGGCCAAUCAUCCGAGAACCAGAGCAAUGGCAACAGUUCCGCCGCGACGACAUCAGCGACGACAUCAGCAGCCACGACAUCAGCAGCCACGACCACGACCGCCGCCGCCCCUACGAAGCCCACCCUCACAGUAUCUACCGAGACGAGGGGAACGCCAGAUAGGCCGAUGACCGAUGUGCAGAGGACAGGGAGCAUGGAUAGCUUAGGGGACUUGAGCGCACAUCCGGGACCUAUCACCGGCCAUCCCGACCAUCUGAACAGCCCAAUUGAUAUCAACGGGUAUCCGAGAGUGCAUGCGGGCUAUGACAGGCAGCCGAUGGGAUCACACCUCAUGAGCGGGCCAACCCACUCGCCAUAUGGCUCGAACCAGGCCAGCAUGUCAAGCUACCCCGAUCUUCCAUACGCCCUUCAGACACAAAGCCCGACUGGCUACACCCCAAACGCUCAGAACGGCUUCCCCCUCGCCAACAGCCCCAUCAGCGCAUACCCGAUGGGCGGCGAGACGGCAUCCCCGGGCUGGAUGAACAUCCACCAAGGGCUGCGUUACCCGGUCCUGGAGCCUUUGGUUCCUCAUCUGGGCAACAUCAUCCCGCUCUCCCUGGCCUGCGACCUGAUUGACCUCUACUUCGCGAGCUCGUCCGCAGCCCAAAUGCAUCCCAUGUCGCCCUAUGUCCUGGGUUACGUCUUCCGCAAGCGGUCCUUCCUGCACCCGACCAAGCCGCGCCAGUGCCAGCCGGCCCUGCUGGCCUCCAUGCUUUGGGUCGCUGCCCAGACAAGCGACGCCCCCUUCCUUACCAGCGUGCCUUCGGCCCGCGGCAAGAUCUGCCAGAAGCUGCUCGAGCUCACUGUCAGCUUGCUGAAGCCGCUCAUCCACAAUCCCUCCGAGGAGGCUUCGCCCGUGUCGAGCCCCAUCGUCGAUGGCGUUGCUCUUGGUGGGCUUGGCGUCGCCCUGCCCGGAUCCAACAUGGACGCCAUCACUGCCGAGUGUGGCGCCUUCGGUGCCGCUGGCACCCUCGACGAUGUGGUUACCUACAUCCACCUCGCGACCGUCGUCUCGGCGUCCGAGUAUAAGGGGGCCAGCCUGCGGUGGUGGAACGCUGCCUGGUCUCUGGCCCGCGAGCUCAAGCUCGGCAGGGAACUCCCUCCCCAUGCUCCCGCCAGCCGGCAAGGCGGCGCCUCGGACGAGGAAUGCAGCGAGGGCGUCCCGCCGGGUGUCAUCACCGAGGAAGAACGCGAAGAGCGCCGGCGCAUCUGGUGGCUCGUCUACAUCGUUGAUCGCCACCUCGCCCUCUGCUAUAACCGUCCCCUCUUCCUGCUCGACAUCGAGUGCGAGGGCCUGCUCCAGCCGAUGGACGACACGGAUUACCAGAACGGGAACUUCUCGUCGUAUGUUGACCCCGCGCUGCUGGCGACCGAUCCGGAUGCGCACGCCGGCAAGAGGGCACGCAUCAGGGGCCCGAGCUUCGAGUGCACAGGGCACAGUAUUUUUGGAUAUUUCCUGCCGCUGAUGACUAUUCUGGGCGAGAUUGUCGAUCUGCACCAUGCGCGGAACCACCCCCGGUUUGGUAUCGGGUUCCGCUCCCAGCGGGAGUGGGAUGACCAGACGAAUGAGAUUACGAGGCACUUAGAGACCUACGAGCGCAGUCUGAAGCGCUUCGAGCAGGAACAUCUCAGCCCCGCGGCCAAGGCCCAACUGGAGCAGGCUGCGCAGCAGGCUGCUCAACAACAAGCUCAGCAGCAGACGCAAGGUGAGGGAGAGAAGGCCUGCGAGGGGAAUAACAACAAUUCCAACACGGAAACUACCACCACCACCGCCGCCACCACCACCACCAACAACAACAACAACAACAACAACAACAACAACAACAACCCGGGUACCCCGUCUGGCCACUCCGUCCGCAGUACUGGCUCCCCCGCCCCGCGCAUGUCCGAAUCCGAUAUCCAAACUCGUAUCGUCGUCGCCUACGGCACGCACGUCAUGCACGUGCUGCACAUCCUCCUCACCGGCAAAUGGGAUCCCAUCAACCUUUUGGACGACAACGACCUGUGGAUCAGCAGCCAGGGGUUCAUCACCGCGACCGGGCACGCCGUGUCUGCGGCGGAAGCGAUCUCCAACAUCUUGGAGUUCGACCCCGGGCUGGAGUUCAUGCCUUUCUUCUUUGGGAUUUAUCUAUUGCAAGGGAGUUUCUUGUUGCUCCUUAUUGCGGAUAAGUUGCAGUUGGAAGCAUCGCCGAGUGUGGUUAAGGCUUGUGAGACGAUUAUUCGGGCGCAUGAAGCAUGUGUGGUUACCUUGAAUACGGAAUAUCAGCGCAACUUCAGCCGCGUAAUGCGCAGCGCCCUGGCCCAGGUGCGUGGCCGUGUGCCGGAGGACUUGGGCGAGCAGCACCAGCGCCGGAGAGAGCUGCUUUCGCUGUAUAGGUGGACCGGGGACGGUACUGGAUUGGCGCUGUAA
Messenger RNA from Thermochaetoides thermophila DSM 1495, 2952 nucleotides. RefSeq lists its product as uncharacterized. Lineage: Eukaryota; Fungi; Ascomycota; Sordariomycetes; Sordariales; Chaetomiaceae. Gene Ontology annotation, molecular function: zinc ion binding; DNA binding; DNA-binding transcription factor activity, RNA polymerase II-specific. The transcript has 4 exons. The record is from RefSeq and is a predicted model, not a curated record. The coding region runs from base 1 to 2952 and encodes 983 amino acids. Gene Ontology annotation, biological process: DNA-templated transcription; regulation of DNA-templated transcription.